This is a messenger RNA of Gracilinanus agilis (Agile Gracile Mouse Opossum), 1245 nucleotides long. RefSeq names its product solute carrier family 35 member G2 (gene SLC35G2). The record is from RefSeq and is a predicted model, not a curated record. NCBI's taxonomy places the organism in Eukaryota, Metazoa, Chordata, Mammalia, Didelphimorphia, Didelphidae. The transcript has a single exon. Gene Ontology annotation, cellular component: plasma membrane. The coding region runs from base 7 to 1245 and encodes 412 amino acids.
GAAGAAAUGGAUACUUCUCCCUCCAAAAAAUAUCCUGUUAAGAAACGUGUUAAAAUACAUCCCAACACAGUGAUGGUACAAUAUACUUCUCAUUACCCCCAACCAGGAGAUAGUGGCUAUGAAGAAAUAAAUGAAGAUUAUGGAAGCUUUAUGGAGGAAAAUCCAAAGAAAGGACUAUUGAGUGAAGUAAAGAGAAAAGGAAGAACUUUCUUUGGGGCUAUGGAUAGUCGAACCCCACCAACUGAAAACCCAAAGGCCAAUGAAACUGAACAAUUCCGGAGCUUUGCAGACAGAAAUAUUUUUCAGUCUAGAAAGACUUGGAUAGUGUUGUUUGGAUCUGCUUUGGCUCAUGGAUGUGUGGCCCUUAUCACUAGACUUGUUUCUGAUCGUUCCAAAGUGCCAUCUCUAGAACUGAUUUUCAUUCGAUCUGUCUUACAGAUAUUUUCUGUGUUAGUUGUGUGUUACUACCAGGAACCCCCUUUUGGACCCAGAGGAUAUAGACUGCGACUCUUUUUCUAUGGUGUAUGCAAUGUUAUCUCCAUCACUUGUGCUUAUACGUCUUUCUCAAUAGUUCCUCCCAGCAAUGGAACCACUAUGUGGAGAGCAACAACCACAGUAUUUAGUGCGAUUUUAGCUUUUUUGCUGGUAGAUGAACGAAUGGCUUACAUUGAUGUGGCUACGGUUGUCAGCAGUAUCUUGGGUGUUUGCCUUGUCAUGAUCCCCAACAUUGUUGAUGAAGAAAACUCUUUGCUGAAUGCCUGGAAAGAAGCGUUUGGGUACACCAUGACAGUAAUGGCUGGAUUGACCACUGCCCUUUCUAUGAUAGUAUAUAGGUCCAUAAGGGAGAAGAUCAGUAUGUGGACUGCCUUAUUUACCUUUGGUUGGACUGGGACAGUGUGGGGAGUGUCCACUAUGUUCAUUCUUCAAGAACCUAUCAUCCCAUUAGAUGGAGAAACUUGGGGAUACCUCAUUGCUAUAUGCAUCUGUUCUACUGCAGCUUUCCUGGGAGUUUAUUAUGCACUGGAUAAAUUCCACCCAGCUUUGGUUAGCACAGUGCAACAUCUGGAGAUUGUCGUGGCUAUGAUCUUACAGCUUCUAGUGCUACACAUUUUCCCCAGUGUCUAUGAUGUCUUUGGAGGAGCAAUCAUCAUGAUCAGUGUUUUUGUCCUUGCUGGUUAUAAGCUUUAUUGGAGAAAGUUAAAAAGAGAGGACUAUCAGGAGAUACUAGAUUCUCCUAUUAAAUGA